Glossina fuscipes is the source of this 650-nucleotide messenger RNA. RefSeq lists its product as uncharacterized. The transcript is spliced from 3 exons. The coding region runs from base 97 to 498 and encodes 133 amino acids. The record is from RefSeq and is a predicted model, not a curated record. NCBI's taxonomy places the organism in Eukaryota, Metazoa, Arthropoda, Insecta, Diptera, Glossinidae.
UAAAUGAAUGGAUGAGUAAAUAAAAAAUUUCAAUAUUCGAUUGAAGAAGUUCGUUUUUGGUCGCGUUGCUUUGCUUUUUAAAUAUCAAAUCAAAUUAUGAAAUUGCUAUUAAGUUCGUUAAUCGUUGGUAGCCUAAUGGUUGCGAGCAUUUCAGCUCAAGGUGCCAUCUAUCAUAAUGCCACACAUCCAGAUUAUCCGGGUCAAUGUUAUUAUGAGAAGUACUCGAUCGCGUUGCCCGUAGGUGGAGUAUUUCAACCUACCAAUCUUUGUGCCUGUGAAAAGUCUACAUGUCGCGACGAUUUAGUUUUGGAAAUGAAUUUUUGCCCACGUCACAAUAUGCAAGAGACCGAUGAUUGUUCCAUUGUAACUGAUGAUACGCUGGCUUAUCCCGAUUGUUGCCCUAAACUUGUUUGCAAAGACACCGAGAAGCGUAAUAAGAAAACCUGCUCAAGUUAUUAUAGACAAAAAACUAAAGUUGAAGUUUGUUUCACAGAGUGAAGAAGCAAUCUGAUCUAUCCGUCUAUGGCAACGAACAGCAAGGACUUUGACAUGCUUACACGUAUUUUUGAAUUAAGAUAAACAUAUUUAACUUAAAAUUCUCAAGUCCCUUGAAUUUUCGUUAUAAUAAAGGAAAAUAAAGACAACGCUAA